UUGGUGAUCCCAAUCUUUCCAUAGGAUGUUGUGUUCCCAAUCUUUCCCCUGGAUUGCUGAUCCCAACCUUUCAUGGAGCUCCGUUACCGCACAAUCCCGACCCCCCCCAGGGACAGCUGGGACAAUUCCAGCUUUUCCAGCUCUUCCUCAGCGCCACCAUUCCCCCUGAAAUGAAGGAUGGAUGAUCCUCCUUGGCAAAACCUGAUCCUUAGGGAAAAGCCCCCGGAGCCGCUGCCGCCGUGGCCCUUCCAGGGAUUCCAGCUCCGGGACAUUCCGGAGCCGCGUGGCCGAAUCCCGGCACGUCCCUGGCUCUGCCCACAAUUACAGAGGAACGGGAAAACCAUGGAUACAGCACCCGGAGAGUCCUGGAAUAUCCGCAGCCGCCAAUUAUCCGGAGGCUGAUGUUUGGAUUCCAGAGUGGAUAAUUUAUGGAGAAGUCCAGGCCCGGGCGCUCGUCCCAUUGGAUGGAAGUUCCUCUGGAAUAACAAUACCUGGCGCUGGGAGCGCACGGAUAACCCAAAUCCCGGGAUCUGAAAGGGAGAUGAUUCCAUUUGUUCCGCCGGGAGCGGGAACAAACAGCUCCGUCUGCUCUGCCGCCGGCAGCUGGUUCCCAUUAUCCCUGGAAAAGAUCCCGAUUUUUCACUGGGAGGGGAAUUCGGAGCCGCCUUGGCUCGUUCCAAGUAUGAAGUGAAUGUGGAGCACAAAUGAAAAUUCCAAGGGGUGAAGGGCUCGGAGGCGAGGCAGCUCCUCCCAGUGGGAGCUGAAAUUCCCAAUUCCAAGUGGUGCCCUCAGAUUCCAGUCCUCUGGAGACCACCAGGAUUGGGAAUUCCUGGGAAGUGUGAAUUUGGGGGAGAAGCUCUUCCCAAUGGAAAAUCGCUUCCAAAGGAACAGGAGAGGGAAGUGGGAGCUGAAAUUCCCAAAUCCAAGUGGUGCCCUCAGCUUCCAAUCCUCUGGAGACCACCAGGACUGGGAAUUCCUGGGGAUGGAGUAUGGAUUCCGUAGGAUGGGAAAAGCUUGGGAGAGGAUGACGGAAAGGGAGCAAGGCAAGAGACCCAGGGAAGAGAUUUUGGAGGAAAAGUGAGGAAUUUGGGGAAUUUGAGUGUCCAAGAACAGGUUGGAUAAGGCUUGGAGCCAGCUGGGAUAGUGGGAAUUGUCCCUGCCCAUGGAAUGGGAUGGGUUUGAGGUUCAUUCCCACCAAAACCAUUCCAGGAUUCCAUAAUUUUUGUGUACCUAUAUUUAGUGUCUAUCCCAGCUUCCUUAUUUUCCACCCAUUCGGAUUUAUUUGGAAGUGGAAAAAGCAGCGGGAUGGAGGAAGAGGAAGCUGUGGGAUCCCAGGAAACCCCGGCAGGAGAGGAUUGAACAAGGGAUUAAUGGGAAAAUCCAAGGAGAUUACAAAAUUCCAUGGAAUCCAGCCGGACUGAGGACUUGGGAAUUCCUUCAACAUCGACACCAAGAGGCCCCAGAUCAUCGCGGGAUCCAGGGAAGCUUUUUUUGGAUACACGGUGCAGCAGCACGACAUCGGCGGGAAGAAAUGGCUGGUGGUGGGAGCUCCGUACGAGUCCAACGGGCAGCAGAAGACCGGAGACGUCUACAAGUGUCCAGUGCUGAGUGAGAGCCACGGAAACUGCACCAAGCUCAACCUGGGGCGGGUGACGCUGUCCAACGUGUCGGAGCGCAAGGACAACAUGCGCCUGGGCCUGAGCCUGGCCACCAACCCCAGGGACAGCAGCUUCCUGGCCUGCAGCCCGCUGUGGUCCCACGAGUGUGGCAGCUCCUACUACACCACGGGGAUGUGUUCCCGCGUCAACUCCAACUUCCGCUUCUCCAGAACCGUGGCUCCGGCUCUGCAGAGAUGCCAGACCUACAUGGACAUCAUCAUCGUUCUGGAUGGAUCCAACAGCAUUUAUCCGUGGGUUGAAGUCCAGCACUUCCUGAUAAAUAUCCUGAAAAAGUUUUACAUCGGUCCUGGACAGAUCCAGGUGGGAGUUGUCCAGUACGGAGAGGACGUGGUCCAUGAGUUCCACCUGAACGACUACAGGUCCGUGCAGGACGUGGUGGCGGCCGCCAGCCACAUCGAGCAGCGCGGGGGCACCGAGACCAGGACCGCCUACGGCAUCGAGUUCGCUCGCUCGGAAGCGUUUCGGAAAGGUGGCCGGAAAGGGGCAAAGAGAGUAAUGAUUGUCAUCACAGAUGGAGAGUCCCACGACAGCCCAGACCUGGAGAAGGUGAUCGAGGACAGCGAGAGGGACAACGUCACCCGAUACGCGGUGGCGGUCUUGGGUUAUUACAACAGGAGAGGGAUCAACCCCGAGGCCUUUCUGAACGAGAUCAAGUUCAUCGCCAGCGACCCUGAUGACAAACACUUCUUCAACGUCACCGACGAGGCGGCGCUCAAGGACAUCGUGGAUGCUCUGGGAGAAAGGAUUUUCAGCCUGGAAGGAACCAACAAGAACGAGAUCUCCUUUGGACUGGAAAUGUCCCAGACUGGAUUUUCAUCCCACGUUGUGGAAGACGGGAUCCUGCUGGGAGCAGUGGGAGCCUACGACUGGAACGGAGCCGUGCUGAAGGAGACCAGCAGCGGGAAGGUCAUUCCUCUGCGGGAAUCCUACCUGCAGGAAUUCCCGGAGGAGCUGAAAAACCACGGAGCCUAUUUAGGUUACACCGUCUCCUCCGUCGUCUCCACCAGGCACGAGCGGAUCUACGUGGCGGGAGCGCCGCGGUUCAACCACACGGGCAAGGUCAUCCUGUUCACCAUGCACAGCAACAGGAACCUCACCAUCCACCAGGCCCUCAAGGGAGAGCAGAUCGGCUCCUACUACGGCAGCGAGAUCAAUUCCCUGGACGUGAACGGCGACGGCGUCACCGACGUGCUGCUGGUGGGCGCGCCCAUGUUCUUCAGCGAGGGCAGGGAGAGGGGCAAGGUCUACGUCUACGCCCUGCAGGGGAACCUCUUUGUUCCCAGCGGAGCCCUGGUGGACCUCCAGAGUUACCAGAAUUCCCGUUUCGGCUCCUGCAUCGCCGCCGUUCCCGACCUCAACCAGGACUCCUACAACGACCUGGUGGUCGGGGCCCCUCUGGAGGACGAGCACCAAGGAGCCAUUUACAUUUUCCUUGGAUUCCAGGAGACCAUCCUGAAGAAGUACAAGCAGCGGAUCGCGGCCGCCGACCUCGCUCCGGGCCUGAUGUAUUUUGGAUGCAGCAUCCACGGGCAGCUGGAUCUGAACGAGGACGGACUCGUGGACUUGGCCGUGGGCUCGCUGGGGAACGCCGUGGUGCUGUGGUCCCGCAGCGUGGUCCAGAUCAACGCCAGCCUCCGCUUCGAGCCGCCCAAGAUCAACAUCUUCACCAAGGACUGCAGGCGCAACGGCAAGGAGGCCACCUGCAUGAGGGCCUUCGUCUGCUUCACCGCCCUCUUCCUCUCCGCUCACUUCCAGACUGCCAGCGUGGGGCUCAGGUACAACACGACCAUCGACGAGCGCCGCUACUCGCCCCGGGCGCACCUGGACGACGGCGGGGAGCGGGCGCGGGGGCUGCUGCUGCCCGCUGGGCAGGAGCUCUGCCACACCCUCCCCUUCCACGUCCUGGACACGGCGGAUUACGUGAAGCCGGUGACGUUCUCCAUCGACUACGAGCUGGAGCAUCCCGAGCACGGCCCCAUGCUGGACGAUGGGUGGCCCACCUCGCUCAGGGUCUCUGUCCCCUUCUGGAAUGGCUGCAACGAGGACGAGCACUGUGUCCCCGAUCUGGUGCUGGAUGCCAGAAGUGACAUUCCCAGUGCCAUGGAGUUCUGCCGGAGGGCGCUGCGGAGGGGGGACUGCUCGGCCUUCAGCCUCUCCUUCGACGCCUCCGUCUUCGUCAUCGAGAGCAGCAGGAGAAGGGUGGCCGUGGAAGCCACGCUGGAAAACCGCGGGGAGAACGCCUACAGCACCGUCCUCAACAUCUCCUUCUCCAGGAACCUCCAGCUGGCCAGCUUGAUCCCCAAGGACGACACCGACAUCAACAUCGACUGCGCCAGUGACGACAAGCACCCCACCAGGAGGGUGUGCAACGUCAGCUACCCCUUCUUCCGAGCCAAGGCCAAGGUCGCUUUCCGCCUGGAUUUUGAAUUCAGCAAGUCCGUCUUCCUGCAGAGCAUGGAGGUCUACAUGGUUGCCAGCAGUGACAGCGAGGAGAAGGAGAGCACCAAGGAGGACAACGUUGCCCACCUCAACUUCCAGCUCAAGUACGAGGCCGACCUGCUCUUCACCAGGACGUCGAGCCUGGACUAUUUUGAGAUCAGAUCCAACAAUUCCCUGGAUAGAUCCAACCCCAUCGGGCCCCCCUUCCACUGCACCUUCACGCUGCAGAACCUGGGAUUCUUCCCGGUGCAAGGGGUGACCCUGAAGAUCACCGUGCCCGUGGCCACCCGGGCGGGCAACCGGCUCCUGCUGCCCUCGGAAUUCCGGGCAGACCAGGAAAAUACGACCUGCAGCAUUUGGGGGAACACCACUGACUACCGCAGAACCCCGGCGGAGGAGGACCUGUCCCGCACCCCACACCUGAACCACAGCAACUCCGACGUGGUUUCCAUCGACUGCGAGGUGAAGCUGGCUCCCAACGAGGAGCUGAACCUGCACUUGCGUGGGAACCUGUGGAUGAAGUCUCUGAAAGCACUGAAGUUCAAGGCACUGAAGCUCACCACCAUCGCCGCGCUCCAGCGGCGCUUCCGGAGCCCCUUCGUUUUCCGGGAGGAGGAUCCCAGCCGCCAGAUCACGUUUGAGAUCUCCAAGCCCGAGGAAUCGCAGAUUCCCAUCUGGAUCAUCCUUGGGAGCACCUUCGGAGGUCUCCUGCUCCUGGCCCUGCUGGUCCUGGCGCUCUGGAAGCUCGGGUUCUUCAAGAGCGGGAGCCGCCGGCGAGCGGCCGAGCGGGAGCAGAAUUCCCACGGGAUGGAGUGACUCUGCCGGGGCCAGGAGCCCCCUCCCAGCUCCGGAGAUUCCCGGGAUCCCGAGGGAUUUGGGGGCUGAGCUUGGCUUUGCAGCAGGACCAGAGAACACCCCUUGUGGGACAGCACUUAGAAGCCAUAAAAAAACCCCUCAAACCAAUGGAAAAUUCCCAAAAAAAAUCUCCUCGGAGGUGCUUUCAACUGGGGUUCCAUAAAAACACCCCUCAAACCAAUGGAAAAUUCCCCAAAAAUCUUCUCAGAGGUGCUUUCAAAUGGGGUUCCAUAAAAAAAGACCUCAAAUCAACCAAAAAUUCCCCAAAAAUCUCCUCGGAGGUGCUUCCAACUGGGAAUUCACCAAGGUGGCAGCAGCGGGGACGAGGGGACGCCGACGUGAGGGGUCCCUGAAGAGGAGCUGGAAAACUCCUUAAAAUAAUAAUAUUAUCCCAAAAAAACCCCAUGGAUUGCUCCUGCCCGUGGCGGAGCUGUCGCAGGCCCCGGGCUCUGCUGGCCACAGCUCUCAAACUGCCUUCGUUAAGAGGAGUAAUUAAGUGGAGGCGUUAAUUAGUCUGAAUGCACUGAAGGAAAUUCUUGUGAUUUCAAGCACCUUAAACGCCAAAUCUCCGUGUCCAGCUGUACAUAAUUCUUCUAAAAACAGGAAGGAAAAGAAGGGGGGAAAAUUUAAAACCCUGCCAAAAAAAAAAAUUAAAAAUUAAGAAAUAAUUUCGAAAAAAAUUGAAAUCGUUUAAAGAAUUAAUUAAAAAGCAGUUGGAUGAGUUUUGUCCCAGCAGAGCAGUUUGGGGAGCCCACGUGUAUCAUACCUGUACAUAGCUGGUGCCAUGGAAAUCAUGGAAUUUUAAGGGCGGGAAUGUGCCCUCGGCAUAGCGGAAUUAUUUAUGCUAAUAUUAAUUUUAUGGAGAAGAGGGAAGUGGAUUUUUUUGGAUGCGGGAUGAGGUUCGGGAAAUACCGUUCCUGGUAUUUUUUAAGAAUUAAAAAUAUGGUAUUUUAAAA
Messenger RNA from Passer domesticus (house sparrow), 5929 nucleotides. It is a transcript of the gene ITGA11, whose product is annotated as integrin subunit alpha 11. Lineage: Eukaryota; Metazoa; Chordata; Aves; Passeriformes; Passeridae. The coding region runs from base 1686 to 4934 and encodes 1082 amino acids. The record is from RefSeq and is a predicted model, not a curated record. Gene Ontology annotation, molecular function: integrin binding. Gene Ontology annotation, cellular component: integrin complex; external side of plasma membrane. Gene Ontology annotation, biological process: cell adhesion mediated by integrin; cell-cell adhesion; cell-matrix adhesion. The transcript is spliced from 30 exons.